UUGACCCUCUUAAGUAUUUUAAUGAAUUAUAGCACACAUGCUUUUGAUUAUGAAUUUCUGGUUGACGUAGACAGUCUUCAGCGAGCUUGACUGGAAAUUAAAAGGGUUUACCCAAAUGCCAGGAACAUCACGUUACGUUGGUCAAUAGACUGAGAACAUCACCUGGCUGCCAUAAAUUGGUAUUAUGGGCGGCACAUUUUCUCAUCCUCAUUGGACUGUACGAGCGGUUGCCAUAAUUUAGGUAUUAUGGACGGCACAUUUCUUGUCCUCAUUGGACUUCUUGUACAAGUGAGUGGCUAUAAAUGUGUGCCGCGGCAAUGCCAGAGGUACCAUUUCUGUUCUCACCAUCAAAUCAUCAUAAUUUGCAGUUACAAUCCAAUUCUCCUUAAAAAAAAUUUAUCAAUGGAGAAGAAAAGCACUUCGAGUGUCCCAGUAUUUGAUAUGCAAAAUUUUCCAGGAAAAUACGAGAAAGGGUUGAAAGAGGCAUGCGAGGAAUGGGGUUGUUUCAGAUUAGUGAAUCACACCAUACCCAUCUCACUGAUGUCAGAUAUGAAGGCACUGGUGAGUUCUCUGUUCGAUCUUCCGAUCGAAAUCAAGAAAAACAACCUCCCUGCCAUUGUUGGGAGCUGCUAUAUUGAUCGCAGCCAGUCCAACCCACUCUAAGAAGCACUUGGACUCUAUGAUAUUGGUUCCAAUCAAGCUGUUCAACAAUUCUGUUCUCAGCUCGGUCUCUCUAACCAUCAACGGAGCGUAAUCGAAGCUUAUGCUCAGGGAAUCAAUGAUUUGGCUAUGGAAAUAUUGGAAAAAUUGACUAAAACUAUGGGACUGAGUGGUUACUCCUUUGAGGGUUGGCCUAUGUUGUUCAGAAUUAACAAGUACCAUUUCAUACCUGAAGCUGUAGGCACUGUGGGGGUCCAAUUGCACUCUGAUGCCGUGUUCUUGACUU
Molecule: messenger RNA, 946 nt
Organism: Tripterygium wilfordii
Lineage: Eukaryota; Viridiplantae; Streptophyta; Magnoliopsida; Celastrales; Celastraceae
Product: feruloyl CoA ortho-hydroxylase 2-like
Exons: 1
Coding region: 247-663 (138 amino acids)
Biological process (GO): auxin catabolic process
Molecular function (GO): indole-3-acetaldehyde oxidase activity; dioxygenase activity
Source: RefSeq, a predicted model, not a curated record